This is a messenger RNA of Colletotrichum truncatum, 3114 nucleotides long. RefSeq names its product rad4 family protein. Gene Ontology annotation, molecular function: single-stranded DNA binding; damaged DNA binding. Gene Ontology annotation, cellular component: nucleotide-excision repair factor 2 complex; nucleus; cytoplasm. Lineage: Eukaryota; Fungi; Ascomycota; Sordariomycetes; Glomerellales; Glomerellaceae. Gene Ontology annotation, biological process: nucleotide-excision repair; mismatch repair. The record is from RefSeq and is a predicted model, not a curated record.
AUGCCUCCUCACGUUCCGCGAAAGCGGCUACGCGAGGAGUCCCCGGCUAAGUCUAGCCCUAAGCGUCAACAGGUGGCCAAAGGCAACGGGAAGCCUGCUGCAGCUGCAUCCGCACGCAGAAAGCCAACCCUAUACGAUGAUCUGGAUGCUACUGCCACGCCCGAAUCAUCCAAGGGUGGUCGCUCUGUUCUGGAUGUGUUGGCUGACAGCGACGAGGACAGCUCUCUAACCGACUUAUCCGACGGAGAUUUUGAAGAUGUCCCGGUUGGAGACGGUCAGAAGGCACAACAGGCGCAAGCAUCCUCUGAUGAAGAUGACGAUAACGACGACAUCGAAUUUGAGGACGUUCCGGCGCCAAGGACCACUUUGGCAAAGGCAACGACAACAUCGGGUGACUUGCAACUCACUCUCGACGCUGGCUUCGGUACCUCUAUGGUAGAUCCUUACGGCGACAAGAAGGGACCGACGAAGCGGGAGAAAAAAGUAAGAAACGUGACGCAUUGUAUUCACGUACAGUACUUGCUUUGGCAUAAUGCGAUACGAAAUUCAUGGCUUUGCGAUCCUGAAGUUCAAGCGAUUAUGAUGUCCCACGUUCCGCCUCGUCUUUGGGACGAAGUUGACAGGUGGAGGAGGGCCUGUGGGUUAGAUGCAAAACCAACACCAACUACGUCAAAUAAGUUGAAGCCAACCAAGAAGACGCCAGGCAAAGGCAAAGGGAAGAAACCGAAAGACGAGGACUCAAGAGAUUGGGGUUCAAAUGCAGAAAGGCUAGAAGAAGGGGUUGUCGAUAUGAGCUACGGUGAUCCACUCUUCAGACUUAUGAAAUCGUUGGUGGCGUGGUGGAGGCAGCGUUUCCGAGUCACGGCGCCGGGGAUCCGGAAGUGGGGCUAUAUGCAUCCCGAACGACUGGGGAGGCUGAGGAAGGCAUGGGAGACGGAACAACAUGACCAAGAGCGCUUUGGAGAACGGAUUCGCAACAUCGAAGAGUUUCGGAGAUGCGCCCAAGACUGCAAUGGAAGCCGAGACGUGGGAUCGCAGCUGUUUACAGCUCUGAUCAGGGCGCUUGGGUUGGAAGCUCGGAUGGUCGCAAACUUGCAGCCUCUGGGAUUUGGAUGGACAAAGUUGGAAGAAGCGGACCCUGAAAAGGAGAAGACUGUACUUGCAACAGCAAAGGACCCCGAUGAAAAAAAAGAAGAGACCGACAAGGUGAAGAAAAGUGCCAAAAGUACCUCAACAACGAAGAAAGCAAAUCAAUCACGAACGACUGCGACUCCAUCACGGAGUAGCACCUCGAGGGGUGCAAGUCGAAAGAAUGUCGUUAUUGAAGUGCCUGAUACGGACGACGAACUCGGCUUAGAACACCCUGACAGCGACGACGACUCCAUCAUAGAAUUAGAGGUUACCCCACGGAAGGUGGCGACUUCCAAGAAGUUUGACAAGGACCUAGAGUUUCCUCAUUACUGGACUGAGAUUUUAUCACCAGUGACCAAGCGAUACUUGGCGGUCGAUCCAAUUGUCAAAAAUGUCAUUGGUACCAACAGGGAGCUGAUCGAAUCGCUUGAACCUCGAGGAGGAAAAGCAGACAAGGCGAAGGAAGUCAUGGCAUAUGUCAUCGGCUUCUCUCAGGAUGGCACAGCCAAGGACGUUACCGUCCGCUACCUCAGAAAGCAACUAUGGCCAGGAAGAACGAAGGGCACGAGAAUGGCACCAGAGAAGGUUCCGAUCUACAACCGGCACGGCAAGGUCAAAAGAUAUGACUAUUUUGAUUGGUUCAAGUCUGCUAUGCAUGGAUUCGUCAGGGGAAGUCGAAAACAUCCGCUUACGGAGGAGGAUGAGAUUGAGGAUUCAACUGAACUGAAGCCUGCGCAGCCAGAGAAGAAAGAAAUCAAGGAAGGCAGCGAGACUCUGGCUUACUACAAACAGUCGAAAGAGUUUUGUCUCGAACGUCACCUUAAACGCGAAGAGGCACUUUUGCCUGGCGCAGCUCCCGUCAAAACAUUUAAAAGCAAAGGCAAGGGAGGAGAGAUUUCCGAAGAGCCAGUCUAUUCGAGAAAAAGUGUCGUCAACGUCAAGAGUGCCGAAACAUGGCAUAAGCAGGGCAGGGCGCCUAUACCUGGCGAACAGCCGCUCAAGAGAGUGCCAUAUCGUGCUGCGACGACAAAUAGGCGGCGAGAAAUCGCAGAAGCUGAGGCUAUCAGCGGCGAGAAGGUUCUCCAAGGACUCUACAGCUUCGACCAGACGGAAUGGAUUAUUCCACCGCCUAUUAAAGAUGGCAUCAUUCCGAAGAACGAAUACGGAAACAUUGACCUUUUCGCGGAACACAUGUGCCCGGAAGGUGCUGCUCACGUGCCAUUUCGAGGGGCUGUCAAAGUCUGUAAGAGACUCAAAAUUGACUACGCAGAAGCUGUUGUGGAUUUUGAAUUUGGACAUCGAAUGGCAGUACCGGUGAUCCAAGGCGUGGUAAUCGCUGAGGAAUAUCACGAUCAGGUCAUGGAGGAAAUUCGUAAAGAUGAGGCAGAACGAGCACGCAAGGAGGACGAGAAGCGGCGUAAGGAGGCUUUGAGACUCUGGAGCAAGUUUCUCAAGGGCUUGCGAAUUGUCGAGCGCAUUCGCCAGGAUUAUGGACAUGUUGACGACAGCGUUCCUGUUUUCCAGAAGCACAGCACGGUCAGAGACACUAACAAAAAAGACGAUGAAGAGCCAUCUCACUUGGACGCCGAGACGAUGCGGAUGCGUGAGGAGGAGAUGGCUGGCGGAUUUUUCCCGGAAGGACACGACGAAGAGGAGAUAGAACCGAAGCGGUUCACGUCGGGCUUUUUUCCCGUAGUGGACGAGCAAGAUGAAGACAUGGAUAUGGGCGAUGCUUUGGUUGUGGAACAUGGUGCUCAUAAGCAGGCAGUCGCGGAAAGCGGGGAAGGCACGGUAAACGAGGACGAAGCACCUUCUACAAAGCUGGGACCGCUCCCCGCCCCCGUCAAGGCAACACCGCGAGCGAAGAAGGCGACAAAAGCCGCGACUAGACGGUCGACAAGACGAAGACAAAAGCCUGUUUCCGAGAGCGAGGAUGACGAGGAUGAGCAAGAUUUUGAGGAUUCAGAUGAGGAUUAUGUGUAA